Molecule: messenger RNA, 595 nt
Organism: Prorocentrum cordatum
Lineage: Eukaryota; Dinophyceae; Prorocentrales; Prorocentraceae
Source: the annotation of a GenBank genome assembly
GAGGGAAGGGUGGGGCCAAAGAAACAUAGAAGUCUGGCCGGCCAGCCAGUGCACAUUGUAGCACGCCCGAACGUGCCAGAGGGCACGGUGGCGGACUUCCGCGACACCAGCGGCGAGUUCAGUGUAACGGUGGCGGGCAUGUUGGUGUUCCUCACUUUCUCGGUUGUGCCGUGGUGGUGCGUCAUACUCGAGCUGAAGAUGUCCAAGAUCAAGCACGCGGUCCUGGCGAUCAUGAUGCUCUGCGCCCCUGCAUGCAUCUUCCUGCUGUGGCUCCUGGUGGCAGACUGGCACCGCGCGGCGCCGUGGGUGCUCCCCGCCUCCGUGGCCCUCUCGGCCUCCUGGGUCCUGCUCCUCGCCUGGUCCGCCGUGCAGUGGGGCGGCAGGUGGCCUGUGGCGUGGCGCUACGCCCUCUUCCUCAACGUGCUCCACAAGGAGGUCGCCCCGGCUGGCUUCCAUCCCAGCGCCGCUCGCCGCGGCCUCUUUGGGCAGAGGCCCCGACCACACGCACGGCAGGCUCCUGCGGCGCCGGUGCGCCGGCGACGCCGGCGACGCCGGCGAAGGCGUUCAGGGUUGAGCUCUGCGCCCCCUGUGCGGC